This is a messenger RNA of Colletotrichum higginsianum IMI 349063, 732 nucleotides long. RefSeq lists its product as uncharacterized. The record is from RefSeq and is a predicted model, not a curated record. The transcript has 3 exons. Bases 1 to 732 code for a protein of 243 amino acids. Lineage: Eukaryota; Fungi; Ascomycota; Sordariomycetes; Glomerellales; Glomerellaceae.
AUGUCUGGAGACCCAACCGUCGAAGAGGAGGCACUCAAGCGCAUCUCGAGACAGGCUUUUUGGGCCGGUGCUCGUGUCAGAGGGACACAAACAUUGGGCGACGGGAAAGGGAGGGGGCAUCUUUGUCAGCCAUUCCUCACACCCUUGGACUCUCCGAGUGUGCCAGCGGCCCGAGGAUGGCAGAUGGACGGCACAGAAGCAGAGCUGAGGCCAAACCUUGAGCUGGAGCUGAAUGUGUGUCAACAUUUUAACCCCACACAUGCACCUGAUGGGCUCGGAACGAGAGAUGCAAGCAUCCAGUGGGAUGGGGUCGAUGGGAGCCUCUUCGGUACACCAAAGGGGAAUCGCCCUAAUCUCGAUUCGACAAGGGCAGUGGAGAAUGCCGCCGGUCUCGCGGAGAACUGGAGACGGCCUCCCCGGUGCGCGGCAGGCGAGUGCCGUUUUGUCAGCAGCAUCGGGUUCUGGAGACAGGGUGGGCUCCAUCCCAAUCGAUACGAUACGAUGCGAGACGGCUUCGGUCCCAGAGAAGAGAAUUCAGUCAAGGCCUCUGGGGCAAGCCAUGACUGCAAGCCAUCGGCUGCUCUUGGGUUGCGGUUGGUCAAGGGGACCUGGCGUCAUGGGGCACGGCUUUCUUCCAUUGACGCCCGACCAGGACGUUUCUCGCGAAACCGAUUACCACCAGUGAUUCCGGUUUCCGAUGGCCUGCUGGUUCUCGUCGCCCUCUUCUCCUAG